GCCGCGUGGAUGGUGAACUGACGCAUGCCGGCGCAUUUUAGCACCGCCGAUAUUUUUCCACCAACCCACAAACCUUCUCUCCAACCACAGGUCCACAAUACUCGAAACUCUAAUAAUUGUUCUUUCUCCUUCAAAUUUCCUCAUAGAAGAGAACAAAACAUAACGAUUAGUUUCAGCCCCGACGAAACGACACCGUCCUCAAAUAAAGCCCUAAUCUUUCAAUCAAGCCAAGCCAGGGGCUUGUUUGGCUAUCAAAAUUUCAAAUUCUCUCUUAUGGAUGACAUGGAAGACGAUGCAAGGUACCCUGCAAAGCCCUAUGCUUUAAACCCCUAUAACCCUUCUAAUCGCCCAAGAAAUCCCGUUCGCAAUACCCCUUUUUCUCACUCAAUCAACCGCUACGAAGUCGAAGACGACGAUGAAAACGACGACGAAUUCGACGAAGAAAACGACCAGCAAGAAGACGAGGACGACGAGGAAGACGAAAACCCAAAUGGGUAUUAUCGGAGUUUCGAAGAGGAUGGUGAAUUCGAUAGGCACCCGAAGAAGAGGAAGCUAAGGAAUUCCGGGUACGAGUUGGUGCCGAGGAUUGAUGCGAAAGCUUCUUACUCGGCGAGGAAUCCGAAGGCGGAGUGGACCGAGCACGCGGUGUUCGUGUUGUUGGAGGUGUGGGGGGAUAGGUUUCUUCAGCUGGGGAGGAAGAGCUUGAGGUCCGAGGACUGGAACGACGUCGCAGAGAAGGUCUCGGAGGCGUCGAAGAUGGAGAGGACCGAGGUGCAAUGUAGGACUAUGCUGGACAAGCUGAAGAGGAAGUACAAGAAAGAGAAGGCCAAAGUUGAGGAAAUGGGAUUGAAUUCUAGCAAAUGGGUCUACUUUAACAAGAUGGAUAUGUUAAUGGGCUCAUCGUCGGGGCAGGAUUUCGGGUUGGCGUGUGGGUUUGAUUCUGGGGAGUAUGUGUUUAUGAAUACUUUGGUUUAUUUGGAGAGGUCGAAUGGGUUUGAUGAGAUGAGGGAUAGUCCAGGGGAGUCGGAGAAUGAGGAGGAGGAGAAGGAGGAUGAGCUGCCGCCCAGGAGGACGGUGAGAGGUGGUGUGGAGGGGUCAUCUUCGUCGUAUCGGGUGUUGGCGGAUUCGAUUCAGAAGUUUGGGGAGAUAUAUGAGAAGAUUGAGAGUAGUAAGAGGCAGCAGAUGAUGGAGUUAGAGAAGAUGAGGUUGGAGUUCCAGAGGGAGUUGGAGCUACAGAAGAAGCAGAUUCUGGAGAGGGCGCAGGCGGAGAUUUCGAAAAUGCAGGAAGAGGAUGAUGACGAUGAGGAUUCAGAUGCUUCUGAAGAGAAUCUCAGUGAGUGAUGUUGGUGGGUGUUUCCCUGAACUUAGUUGGCCUGUUGAAUUGCUUGCUAUUGGAAGUUUUGUAUUCCUUUGUUUUUAUUUGUUAGUCUUCGUUGUACUUAUGAUAUUGUCUUAUUUUGCUAAUAGAGAUGAUCAAUUUGGAAAAAUUAUUGUAUUUGUUUCAUUCCCUUUUCUACAUCAAGUAUUGAUGAGCAACUUAUUGGUCA
Molecule: messenger RNA, 1547 nt
Organism: Corylus avellana
Lineage: Eukaryota; Viridiplantae; Streptophyta; Magnoliopsida; Fagales; Betulaceae
Product: Alcohol dehydrogenase transcription factor Myb/SANT-like family protein
Cellular component (GO): nucleus
Molecular function (GO): transcription cis-regulatory region binding
Source: RefSeq, a predicted model, not a curated record